Darwinula stevensoni is the source of this 360-nucleotide messenger RNA. The record is from the annotation of a GenBank genome assembly. Lineage: Eukaryota; Metazoa; Arthropoda; Ostracoda; Podocopida; Darwinulidae.
AUGCAAGGCUUUUGGCAUGAUUUACACUACGAUAAUAAAGUUCUCCUCGUCUUCCACCAAGUCAUGUACGGCCACAUGGUUGUGAAAAGCUUGUCAAUUGGGAAUCGACGGACAGACGUAGGAUACGAUGAAAAAUCGUCGAAGCCCUUCGAAACCUACUACAGCAGAACCCGCAGCAUCUAUAGGCUGAAGUCAAGGCUGUUUAAGAACGACACAAAUGCAGCGUUCCUGCGAGCAGCAAGAGCGGGAAAUUUGGAGAAAGUCUUAGAGCACCUGAAGAGCAACACAGACAUCAACACUUGCAAUGCCCUGUUGCUGACCGAUGAGUCUCAGGUUGGAGAAAAUUACAAGAAAAACUGA